Molecule: messenger RNA, 3545 nt
Organism: Myxocyprinus asiaticus (Chinese sucker)
Lineage: Eukaryota; Metazoa; Chordata; Actinopteri; Cypriniformes; Catostomidae
Product: hedgehog-interacting protein-like
Exons: 13
Coding region: 249-2333 (694 amino acids)
Source: RefSeq, a predicted model, not a curated record
UAUAUAUAUUAAUUGCGCAUUAUACAGAACAUGUUUCUCCCCACUGCAUUAAAAUUAUAAAUUAAUUUAUUAUCGUUUAUAUAUAUAUAUAUGUUUGUAUAUAUAUUUAUAUAUAUUUACUAUUAUUUAAUUAAGACUAUUUUAUUAGCGCAUAGUUGCUUAAUUAACCUUAUUCUAUAUUAACUUUUUUAAAACUUGGUGUUAUUUCUGAGCAGUCGCGUUACGCUAUUGGUUUAAUCCCGGUAAAAAUGAAGCAUUUGAAAUUUGUCCUCCUCUUGGCCAUCAUGGCAAAUUUUUGGGAAUGUAGUGAAUUCAAAUUAGGCGAGAAAGGAGAGUUAAGUCCAAGGAGGAAGAGAUGUUACGAUGGAAGUCUGCCGAAACGCUUGAAGAGGAAGGAGAGAAAACUGUCACUGGAGGGAAACAGCGGAGAUGAGAUUUGUCACGGGCUUUAUCCUCGCAUGUCCUGCUGUUCGUCCAGGAUGGCUCAGUUUCAGAUACUCCACCGGAGAGAUGCACGGGUCUUCUCGACCAAUAACACAGAGUGUUCUAGACUGCUCCAGGAGAUUAAGUGUGCCCAUUGCUCACCACAUGCCCAGAUGCUCUUCCAUUCACCCAAACUUGACAAAGCACCACACAGAGAACAAGACCUUCCUCGUUUAUGCCACGACUACUGUCAAGAGUUCUACUACACCUGCCGGGGGCAUGUACCAGAACUGUUCCAAGCCGACGUGGAUGAGUUCUGCCAGUACUAUGGGAGAAGGGAUGGAGGCCUGUGCUUUCCAGAUUUUCAACGAAAGCAAUUGCGCAGAGAUUCUAACUACCUGUUAGAUGAUAACAUGGAAGUGACAAACAGAAAACAUAAACACAACUGCUACUGUGCUCAGGAGAUCCUUAGUGGUCUUCGACAGCCUGUUGGUGUGGUACAUUGUGGGGAUGGGUCACAGCGCCUUUUCAUUUUGGAGAAGGAAGGCUUUGUCCGAAUCCUAACACAUGUCAUGGAGCUCCUAAAAGAACCUUUUCUGGACAUUCAUAAGCUGGUCCAAAGUGUCAUAAAGGGAGGAGAUGAAAGGGGCUUGCUAAGCCUUGCAUUCCAUCCCAAUUAUAAGAAAAAUGGAAAGCUCUACGUGUCCUACACGACCAAACAAGAGCGCUGGGCUAUUGGACCACACGACCACAUUCUUCGCGUGGUCGAGUACACAGUGUCCAGGAAAAAUCCCAACCAGGUGGACUCAAGGACUACCCGAAUUCUAAUGGAAGUAGCAGAGCUCCACCGCAAGCAUCUGGGAGGGCAGCUUCUGUUUGGGCCUGAUGGGCUUCUGCACAUCUUUUUAGGCGAUGGCAUGAUCACUUUGGAUGAUAUGGAGGAGAUGGACGGUCUGAGUGAUUUCACAGGAUCCGUCCUUAGGGUGGACGUGGACACGGAUUGUUGUAAUACUCCCUAUUCUAUACCCAGAAACAACCCCUAUUUCAACAGCACCAAUCAGCCCCCUGAAAUCUUUGCCCAUGGACUGCAUGACCCGGGAAGGUGUGCAGUGGAUAAGUUUCGCAUGGACACCAAUGGAAGUCUGCUGAUCCUGUGCACGGACACUGUUGGUAAAAAUACAACAACAGGCAGGAUCCUGCAGGUCAUCAAAGGGAAAGACUACGAAAAUAAGCCAUCUAUGUUUGACUUGGGGUCAGACGGAGGUGCAACACCAAUCGGUGGAUUCAUCUACAGAGGGUGUCAGUCAAGAAGACUUUAUGGAAGUUAUGUAUUUGGAGAUAAAAAUGGGAACUUCAGAAUUCUCCAGAGGCCUUCAGAAGACAGGUCAUGGCAAGAGAAGCCUCUUUGUCUUGGUAGUAGCAGCUCUUGUGGUUCCUCGGUAGUAGGCCACAUCCUGGGGUUUGGCGAAGAUGAAUUAGGUGAGGUCUACAUCCUUGCCUCCAGCAAAAGCAUGGCAGCACAAUCACAUAGCGGAAAGCUCUACAAGUUGGUGGAUCCGAAAAGGCCACAGGUCCCUAAGGAGUGCAGACGGCCUGUAGAAGGUCCAGAGAUGCUUAGCACUGCUUGUUCCCGUGAAUGCAAGAACGGCCAUUGUACACCCACUGGCAAGUGCUGCUGUAGUCCUGGCUGGGAGGGUCCCUUCUGCUUACGAGCCAAGUGUGAACCCGCCUGUCGCAAUGGUGGGGUCUGUGUGGAGCCCAACAAGUGUCUCUGCAAGGAAGGUUUCUCAGGCACCCAAUGCGAGAAAGGAGAGCGAGGUACACAAGGGUAUGGUGAGAAAGACAGCUUCCUGGGGCACAUCAUUGACAUGACAUCUUACCUGCUGGACCUCACCAGUUAUAUCCUAUAAAGAGCAGGGCAGGGUGAUAAUGCGCUCUACUCCAGUUUGCAUACUGAAUGCUAAGGAGGCCAUUCAGAGUUUGCCUUCAGGACACCAUCCCCGAUCUCCAACUGCCCCUCAUCUGAUUCUCCUCUCCCACCACUGUUCUCUUUCAUAAGCCACAGGCUUUUGAUCUUCAAGCUCUCCUGCACCAUCUCCACUCCCCAACCCUAUGCACAAAUACACACAUAAAAGAAUAACAGGGUGGCCGAACCUCACCAUGCAUAGCUGAAGGGGUCACAUGUUGGAGGUACAACAUAGGAUUUCCUGCUAUUUAUAGGAUAUUCUGCUGGCUGCAACCCACAGGUUUUACUGCUGGUAUGGUGUGCAAAGUCUGGUCCUUUAAAGUCAAAUGUCCCUGCAACAAAAUCUGUCAGAGGACUCAGAAAGCACUGGAAUCCCUACAUGAUACCAACUUGGAUGUUACAUGGGCACCAGGUUGUACUACAGGACUCUAGAAAUGGAAGGCUAAUCAGUAUUUCAGGGGCUUUUGCAGCAUGUGAAGCAUAACAAAGCUCAUUUGGGGAAGUCAAAUGGACAGUCUACCAAACUGAACUGCACCAUAACAAAAAUAUCACUAUGGAUUCACAGGUUGUUUGAAGAAUGGGGGAAGUAGCAUCAGAGAAACUGCUGUCAAUACAGCAUGCCACAAUACAACGUUAUCUAGCAGGUCUGAGUAGAACUGAAGAAUGGGACUUGAUGCCAGUUUACAUGUCGUUUUUAAUAAGGAUUUGCUAUAAUGUCUUCAAUCUUCUUGAUAUAAUUGCUGAAACUAUCAGUGAGGGUUGUGCAAAUUCAAAACUGAAUAUUGGUUGUAUCCCAUUGAUGUUUCGUUUAGAUGAAAACAUAAAGUGAAAUCUUUAAGAAUGUUUUGACAGUCACUUUGAUUAAUUUAAUACAUAUGACAAGUUGGAGAUGACGUACUGAUUUGCAAAGGAAAAUACUCUUAUGAGGGCACUGCUCUGGUUAAAAUUGCAGUAUCGGUAUCAGUAGCAAUACUAUUUUCCUAUAGUUGUUCAUGACCAUGCACGCUGCUUUCAUUGCAAAAUGUAUAUCUUAUCACAUUUUAAAAUGUACAUAUACUGUAUCUUGUUUCUGUGUAAAGUCAAAUUGUUUGUUUUGUUUUUCAUAUGGAAGGCCCUCUUAAGGUGGUUUUAAACAAAUAACAUCACAAUAAUCUCA